CUUUUGUUAACUUUAAAAUGGGUAAAGCUAAAAAGACCAAGAAGUUCGCUUUGAAGAAAAGAACCCUCAAUACCAAGGAUCCCCGUAUAGGACAAAAUAAACCAGCUAAUAACCAAACCAAUAAUAAACCUAAAGAUCCAGAAUUAACUAAAUCAGUUCCACAAGUAUCUUCAGCACUUUUCUUUCAAUAUAACUCAGCCAUCAAGCCACCUUAUCAAGUUUUAUUAGAUACUAAUUUUUUCAACUUUUCAAUUCAAAAAAAAAUUGAUAUUUACCGUGGAUUAAUGGAUUGUCUUUAUGCAAAAUGUGUACCAAUAGUCACUGACUGUGUAAUGGCAGAAUUAGAAAAAUUAGGCCCCAAGUUUAGAAUUGCUCUUCGAUUAGCCAAGGAUCCAAGAAUUAAAAGAAUCAGUUGUUCUCAUCUGGGAACUUAUGCUGAUGAUUGUCUUGUUAAUAGAGUCAUCCAACAUAAAUGUUAUAUUGUAGCUUCUAAUGAUGCUGAUUUAAAAAGAAGAAUAAGAAAAGUCCCCGGUAUUCCCAUCAUGAGUGUUGGGGGUCAUGGUUAUGUUAUUGAAAGGUUACCUGAUGUCUUUUGAUUUUAAUGGUUUGUGUGCCAGUGUAUAUUAUAUUCUCUUGAUGAGUAUUCAAUUAAUGAAAAUUGCA
Messenger RNA from Hyphopichia burtonii NRRL Y-1933, 663 nucleotides. RefSeq names its product rRNA-processing protein. The record is from RefSeq and is a predicted model, not a curated record. The coding region runs from base 18 to 596 and encodes 192 amino acids. Lineage: Eukaryota; Fungi; Ascomycota; Pichiomycetes; Serinales; Debaryomycetaceae. Gene Ontology annotation, cellular component: small-subunit processome; nucleolus. The transcript has a single exon.